Molecule: messenger RNA, 1975 nt
Organism: Pocillopora meandrina
Lineage: Eukaryota; Metazoa; Cnidaria; Anthozoa; Scleractinia; Pocilloporidae
Source: the annotation of a GenBank genome assembly
AUGCUGAUCGAGGGAAUUUAUCUCUACCUCUUCGUCAUGAAAGUUUACAACAUUAACACCAAGAUGUACAUAUAUCAUGUCAUCUCAUGGGGUUAGUUUUUUUUAUUUUAAAACAUGCACUUGUAACUAUCACUAUGCUUUCGGAUCGCCAAAUCUAGUGUUGUCAUGCAGUAAGGUGUUUCGAUUUCCUUCCUUUCUUUAUUGGUAGGUCUUCCAGUGAUCAUGGUGGCCAUUUCACUUCGCAUCGCUGCUGGAAAAAAAGGGUUACAAAGCUAUACGAGUAAUAAACAAUAAGAAAAAAAAAUUAACGGUUUCUUCUUGCUCUUCUCCUUUUAAUUCGUUUCUAUUAAUUAUUUUUUUUGUUUGGUUUUGCAUAUAGUUUGAAAUCGGUAUCGUUUCAUUUGCUGAGGAUUUGUGUGUUUUUCCUGUGUUUCAUUUCUUCGAGUUUAGUUGCUGGCUUUCCUCGAAUAACAACCUGAUCUGGAUAUUCGUCGCCUUUGUGGCUUUCAUUGAAGUUGUGAGUUUAUGAUUAGUGCUGGUGAUUGUGAUUGGUAUACCUGGACUACUUGCUGCUAAAAAUUUUUUCUCUGCUCUUCAAAAAACGAAUUAAAUAUUAAUGAUAUGACCCCACGCAAUAUUUACCAUUUUCCUUUUCCUAUUUACUCACAACAAACUUUGGACGUAGCUGCUGUUUAUGAGAAUGCUGGUCAAUUUUAAUUUAAUGAUAGCCGCUUUCAAUAGCGUGUAAAAUCUGUUGAGACAAUGUCUUCACAGGCAAAAGAUAGCUUCAUAAACUCUCCAUCUUUUACUACAUCGUAUGAGAAAAAAGAUUCUUGCCCUUCCUUGUUGAUGUUCUCUCACUGUUUCACAUUGAUAUACCAAGAAAUUUUUUUCGUGCAAAAAUAACUCUUAAAAAACAUUGAACAAGGUGAAAGAAGCACGAGGAGUAGGAGAUAUCAAAUUUAUGUCAUUUAACAUAAGGAACCACUUUGCAUGGUUCAUUCAGUUCAGACACUAUAGUUCGCGAUUUCUUUAGCUCAUUGUCUGAUAAUCGAAGCUCAAAAUCUAGGUCCCCCGGUUGAGAGUUCUAUUCCCUGUAAAUGACUCUUUAUCCCAAGCUUGUUACCAAACCAGUAACGUCUCUGUAAAGGAUCCUCUCCUGCUUUGUCUACUCGAUAACCAUCUCUAAAUAAUCAAUUUAUUUUUAUUGUAUUCUUCAGCUCAAUAUCUUGAUACUCUUACGAGUCAUAAAGGAGAUGACCAAUUUGUUGCAGCCAACAAGAGAAGAAGACCAUUCUCAGCAAAUACGGUACGGUUCACAUCAUAAAAAUAUAACAAAAUAGUGGAAGAGGUUGCUAUGUCUUCCUGUGAGGCUCUAUUCGCCCAACUUCUUCAUUCCCUAAUCAGUAAAGCCUUACGAUAUCUAAAACUGAAAAAUCCUUGUCAAAGGAAAAUAAAGGAAUGUUCUCUUUUUAACUCCUAGAAUUGGCGUCAAAGCAUGCGUGGUGAUGAUUCCCCUGCUGGGUGUCACGUGGCUAUUCGGUCUCCUCUCGACUGUACAUAAAGGUUUCGUUUACAUCUUCACCAUACUUAACUCUGCUCAGGUCAGUGUUCGAUGGUAACAUUCAAAAUCAUUCAAUCAAUCUCUAUCAUUCAUUCAUUCAAUCUCUAUCAUUAUUUUAUUUUCUAACCAAGUAAGACAUCGUUACAAUGGUCACAUGAUAUUUUUUUGGAAUUUUGAAAACAAAAAGCUAUUAACUAGGCAAGAUAAGACAGACCUCUUUUGAAUUAUGAGAUAUGCAAUUUUCCUUCUUUCUUGGAAAUCUUAAUAGAUAUUUGACUAGUUUGUUUGCAUAUUGUAAAAAGUAAUGAUCCUAAUAUCAUGUUUCUGCUGCAGGGUAUCCUGAUUUUUGCUCUGCAGUGCAUGGGAAACACUCAGGUAAGAAAAAACAUCAAACCGAUUAUUAACUCCAUA